Thelazia callipaeda (thelaziosis nematode) is the source of this 345-nucleotide messenger RNA. NCBI's taxonomy places the organism in Eukaryota, Metazoa, Nematoda, Chromadorea, Rhabditida, Thelaziidae. The record is from the annotation of a GenBank genome assembly.
AUGAAUUCGACAACUAGCAGUAAAAGCAAUUUGCUCCUGAAAGUUAUUAUCACACUAUUUGUAAAUCAAACGCUUACUUCAGCAUUAAUAAGAAAUCCUAAAAGUUUUCAAAGUUGUAAGGCAGGUUGCAGUCCACAUCUAACUCUUCCUUGCAAUUUCGGGAGUUUUGAUAGAUGCAUUAUGGAGUCCUGCCGUGCUGCGUGUUGGAAGGACAACCAUCGUAAAGUGCGCUCUUGCUUUUGCCGUGGAUCACUUGACGGUGGUACCCUACGUGCGUGCUUCUGUGGUUUUCCUGACCAAGAAAAUAUCAGUACACCUACAGAUACGUUGCAUUUCAUUCACUAA